Sinocyclocheilus rhinocerous is the source of this 3497-nucleotide messenger RNA. RefSeq names its product FERM domain-containing protein 4B-like. The record is from RefSeq and is a predicted model, not a curated record. Lineage: Eukaryota; Metazoa; Chordata; Actinopteri; Cypriniformes; Cyprinidae. The transcript is spliced from 23 exons. The coding region runs from base 16 to 3120 and encodes 1034 amino acids. Gene Ontology annotation, biological process: establishment of epithelial cell polarity. Gene Ontology annotation, molecular function: cytoskeletal protein binding. Gene Ontology annotation, cellular component: cytoskeleton; adherens junction; bicellular tight junction.
GCCAGACAAACAGGGAUGGCGCUGGACUUAUUUUGUGGCUUAGAGGAUCUGCUGGCUUCUGGAAGUCAGUUAGUGUGGACUGUGGCUGAACAGGUGCUGAGGAGAUGCUACAGUGAUGGGCUUGUGCCCUGUAGGAGGUUCCUGCAGACAUGGUGUCAUCUGGGAGAUGUCUACCAGAUGACGGAGGGCCGGCUGUGUCAGGUGCUUCUGCUAGAUGACAGGCAGCUGGAACUGCUGGUCCAGCCAAAACUGUUGUCCCGGGAUCUUCUGGAUCUGGUUUCAUCGCAUUUUAACCUGAAAGAGAAAGAAUAUUUUGGAAUCUCCUUCACGGAUGAGAAGGGUCAAAAAAACUGGCUUCAACUGGAUCGCAGGGUGCUGGACCAUGACUUUUCCAAAAAGACUGGACCACUUGAGCUCAAAUUCCAAGUCAGGUUUUACAUCGAGAGUGUUGCAUAUUUGAAAGACGCUACCACCGUUGAACUGUUUUUCCGGAAUGCUAAGAUAUCUGUCUACAAUGAAAAUAUUGAAGUGGAGAGUGAGAUCGUUUUUAAGUUAGCCGCGUACACUGUUCAGGAGGCAUACGGAGACUACACAAGUGAUGAAAGCACAAGAUCAGACUUAAAAAAGCUUCCAGCUUUCCCCACUGCGGUAUUGAAGGAGCACCCAUCAUUAGCAUUCUGUGAAGAUAAAGUAAUCGAGCAUUAUAAGAAGCUGAAAGGCCUCAGUCGUGGACAGGCUAUCGUGCGGUAUCUGACCUUAGUUGAGUCUUUGCCUGCAUAUGGAGUUCAUUACUACAAAGUGAAGGACAAACAGGGUAUACCGUGGUGGCUGGGGGUUAGCUACAAAGGCAUUGGCCAGUACGACCUGCAAGACAAGCUCAAGCCUCGAAAGCUCUUUCUGUGGAAACAGCUUGAAAACCUGUAUUUCCGAGAGAAGAAGUUUGCUGUAGAGGUUAACGAGCCUCAGAGAAGAACAGCUUCUAGGCGCACAUUUGGUCAGUCUGGUCAGGUCAUCUACACGUGGUAUGCCAGCCAUUCUCUGAUCAAAACCAUCUGGGUGAUGGCCAUCAGUCAACACCAGUUCUACCUGGACCGCAAACAGAGCAAAGCUAAAAUAACUGCUGCAAGAAGUUUGGGUGAUAUUGCCAUGGAUCUCACAGAGACUGGAGCUCCGAGGAACAGUAAGCUGGUCAGCAUGGAGAGUAAAGACAAGCUCAUCAUGACCAGCAAUGGAAGUUUGGUCUCUUCCAAUUCUGCAGACAAUGAAGUGAAUGAGGAACAGAAGAAAGAGAAGAUUGCAGAACUGAAGAACAAACAGAAGAGCAUAAAAGAAAUUCUGGCACUCAAGGAAGAAGAGCUGAAGAAAAUUUGCCUCCGGGAAGCUGAGUUGACCGGUGUGUUACCUAAGGAGUUUCCUUUGGCACCAGGAGAGAAGCCCCCCACUGUUCGAAGGCGCGUGGGAACUGCUUUCAAAUUAGAUGACAUUUUCCCUUAUGAUGCGGACCCUCAUUUAAGAAACCUGGAGAGCUGCUUUGCGCUCCAGAAAAAGAUUGUGGAGGCAGCGAAAAAACUUGCCUAUGAAAAUGAGCUCUGUAAAACCGUGAAGAAGAAACGCAGGAGAAACCUUCUGGAUGCUACCAAAAAACUCCAGGGGAUCGAAAAUCAGAUUAAUGAUUACAGAGUGAAGAUUGGCAAGGAACCCACACAAAGAGCUUCUGUCAUCAUUGCUGAUGAUGUGAACCUUGACAGCCUUUCUGACUGCCUGAAUUUGGAAGAUGACGAGCCAUCACAGAGACAUCGUUCACGUUCAGUGCAGUAUUCUCCACGUCCCAACUCGUCAAACUCCUUCGCUGCAUCAUACCAUUCAGAUCACAUUGAUCACGCCAAUGCCAACUACCAGGACUGCGGCAGAUUAAAUUAUGGCGAAGUCCAAGAUCCUGUAGCUUAUAUACACGGAGAUGCCUUAUCGACACCCAGCAGCCCUUACCGUCAACCCUCACGCCAACCUUCUGACUCGCGGAGCAUGCCCCCUACCCCUCAACUUCCCCGCAACGCCUACAGCAGCAUCCAGCUCAGCACUCAUUUUCGGCAGCGCAGCGGUAGUCUGGAAUCUCAGUCACAGUUCCUUACUGAGAGUGAGCCACCCGAGCCCGUCUUCACAAUCUCUCCUCCUCGCCAUAGCAAUAGCACUGAGAUACUUGAUGAUGGCUCCUCCUACACCAGCCAAUCCAGCGUGGAGUACUCUGUACCCGGCUGCCAUUCACGUGCUAAAAACCGCCAUCGGCGAAGGCAGGGCAACAUAUACGCCAACACAGGCAGCAUGCCCAACCUUGCACAGAAUGACACACGGGGUUAUACACCCCAACCUCGGCAACAACCAACCACCACAGCCUAUUACGUUACUGGAUAUCCACGGUACAUCGAACCUGAGGUGUACCCAAAUGGACCAUACAUGUAUGAGACUGAAAUGGAGGGACACUAUAAUGUUAACCCGUCCUACUACAGACACGCCCCUCAUGGGAACUAUGGCCAGGAUGAGAUAGAUGGUUUGGCUCAUAACAUUUAUGCCACAUUAAGGCCAUCAAGGAACCGUCCUCCAUCCAGGAAUGAGAAUUCUGUCAAAAACAUGCAAAGGGCUGAAGUGGUGGAACACUUGCAUGGUUGGUACAACCGACAGCACAGACAGCAAGGGUAUGAUACCUAUAGGCGGCCGCAGCAGAACCUGGGCUACAGGACCAUGUCAUCAAGUUAUGUACGCAGUGACAGUACAACUUCCUACUCAACAGUCGGUUCGGAAAACUGGCACGGUCGACCAGUCAUGGCAAUGUCAGAGUAUGAUAUGCCUCCCACACACCAUCAGUCCUACGGCUACAACACUGUCCAUUACAGCCAGCCGUUACACAGCAGCUCGCACUCUAAACGUGCUUGGCACUACCCCACCAGCCCUCAGUACUAUCCUCCACAUUUCUCCCAAGCUUGCUCUUCCUCCCUCCCUCCUCCUCCUCUUCCUUCUUCCUACUCUUGCUAUCAGAUGAAGCAGAUGAGUUUGUCCCCGCCUCAAACUGGUGGUGCAAGACAUGCAAGGGUUAAUAAAGCUUCAUUUGCUAAGUGUAGCCCUUGAUAGUAAGUAAAGCGCCAGCCGUGUGGUGUUGCUGUGUCUGUACUCAGCGUGAUUUGUUGUUUAGUCAGCAUCUCAGGAUGUCUGGCUUGUUGUGUGUUGUAAAAGUACAACUGCAUGGCUUCCUUUUAAAUGUGCUUGUGUUUCUCCAAGCAACCAUUAAAGGAGUAGUUCACACUUGUGUCCUCACCCUCAUGUCGUUCCAAACCCGUAUGAGUUUCUUUUUUCUGUAAAAGUGCAAAUAUAUAGAUUAUGUCGAGUGUCCAUAUGUAUCCAUACAACUUUUGCAUUUUUAUUCCAUGUCUUUUGAAGCCAAUGUAUUCCUCACAAGCUUCAACAUUAAGUUUUUUUUCUGCUGGCCUAUUCGGGUGACCAACACA